Branchiostoma belcheri (Belcher's lancelet) is the source of this 3257-nucleotide messenger RNA. RefSeq names its product ellis-van Creveld syndrome protein homolog. NCBI's taxonomy places the organism in Eukaryota, Metazoa, Chordata, Leptocardii, Amphioxiformes, Branchiostomatidae. The coding region runs from base 254 to 3064 and encodes 936 amino acids. The transcript is spliced from 26 exons. Gene Ontology annotation, biological process: smoothened signaling pathway. The record is from RefSeq and is a predicted model, not a curated record.
GCCUUUCCCGGCCCCGAAUGGUUAUUACCCAAUGCGUCAGGGUCUUACGUGAGGUCACCAUAACAUGUAAUCCCAGUUGUAAAGGUGUAUCUGAAAACCUUGUCUGUAUUCACGGAAUAAUCAACCAGCUGUCGUGUUAAUUACAAUGCCUGAACCAGAAUAAUUUCACUUCGUCAGCACAACCAAGAAACCACUAGGACGUGUAAGAUCGCCUUUACAAUCGCGUUUGUGAAGAAGUCGUCGGAAGACAAACAUGACGGAGCCAUGCCUGCUUGUCACCCUGGAUUACUACAGGGGUUACACCGAGAACGUGGACGGCGGGUUGGUGGCCCUAGGAGCGAUCCUGGGGUUCCUGCUAGGCGUUCUUAUCGCUGUCGUUAUAGCCAAGUGCUGUAUGUUUGACCUGCUUAGCGCUAGGUCCAAAGACCAAGGUGAAAUUUUACUGCUGGAGAAUGUGGUAGAGCCUGAAGACUUUUCAGAUGAGGAAGAAGAGCAGGAAGAAAAGAAGAAAGAGAAGGAGGAACAUAAAGAUCCUGACCAGCUGUCUAAUGUCUCUUUGCAGCCAGCUGAUGCUGAGAGGAAAGCCAGGCCGAGUCCCAGCACCAUCAGCAGAGACUCCGGUCUGUAUGACAUGGACGACCCGCUGUACUCAGACAGCCUGGUGGUGGCUCUCAUCAAGCCUAAAAGCGAGGAUAUGGACAACGAGCUCCGCUCCCAAGAUUUCCGAGCCACAGUCCAGCUGGAGAAAGAACUGAGAGAGCAGAAGAAUAAUUCCUUCCUGCAGAUCUUACGGAUUUUCCUGAAUGGCCUCUUCUUCAAGGAGAAAAUUGACGAGAAACAGUAUCGUAACAUCCUGACUAAGCACGAGAAGUCGAUCCAGACCGGAGAGGAGGAGAUCCGAACGGAGCUGCAGCAGGCGGAGGAGGAGGUGAUGGCUGAUGAGAGGCUGCAGAAGGACCCUGUUGCCAUGCAGGAGGCUCUGGAGAAACUCCACCCACAGUAUGUCCAGAGGAUGAACUCCCUGUUGAAAGAGCAGCAGGAGUCUGUACGACAGGACCUUAGCACUGCUGGAUUGCCACAGAAUGAGCUAGAGAAAAUCAUGUCCAAGUUUGUUGACAACAUGGCAACAGUGGACAGGCUGAUGGGAGAGCAGUUUGCUAGGCAGUCAUUGGCCUUACAAGAACGUCUGGCCAAGAGACAGAGGCUGGCAGGAGAACAUGCGGCUGCACAGGAGAGGGAAGAGGAGGAGGUGAAGGAACGAAUGAUCCAGCAGCAAAACACUUUGGACAAACUCUGUCAGGAUACCAAACUUCUGGACAAACAAAGGGACAGUAUCUGGGCACAGUACCAGUCUGACAUGCAGAGGGUUGAGGAGAACUACCAUGCAGACCUACAGGUGCAACAGGACGUGCUGAAGGAGAAGCUGCAGCAGCGCAGGCAGCACAAACUGCAGAAACUGGCAGCUAAGGAGGAGAUGGAGAAGGAGGAGCUCAACAACUCAGCUGCAGAGGGACAGACGGAUCCCAAAGACUUUGUCAAGGCGCAGCAUGACUUGAUGAUACAGCAGCAGCAGCGCAGGCUCAACAUACUGGAGGAGUUGGACGAGAGUGAGGCUGAGGAACUGAGCAUGCUCAAACAGCAACUUGACAGCAGCCGCGGACAGCUGCUGUUGGAGCAUGACCAGUCGCUGUAUGAGAACCUGCAGGCACGCGCACAGCUGUCGGAGAAGGAAGCCCGCAAACUCAUGAAGAAACACCAGCUUCAUAUGAAAAACUUUCAAGAACGUCAGGAUGAAGAAAGGAAAAGGCAACGAGAACAGCUGGAUGCCAAGUUGGCCCAAAGGAGAAGAAAACUGGAGGAGCAGAGUGCUACGAGCCAGGCAGAACAGAAGAUGCUGAAUGACCAGCAGGAGAGAGCCAUCACCAUGUUACUGGACACCCAGGCUGGACUCACAGAAGAAGCUAGAAAACAGAUAAUGAAGGAGCAUGAACAGAACAUGAUAGCUGUGAACAACCAGCUGCAGAUCAGCCGCACUCGACAACAGAAAAUCCUGGAGCAGAAGCUUGCCCAGCGCAGAGCCAAGCUGGAAGCCAAGACCAAGGCAAAGCAAGACGAGAAAAAGAUGCUGGAGGAGGAGUAUGAGGAGAUGGUGCAGCAGCUGGAGGAGGAGCGUCAGCAGGCCCUCACGGAGCUCAGGAAGAGGCUGGCAGAGGAGACAGACCAGGCACUCAAGGCCCAGGAUGAGCAGCUGGGUAAGGUGAUUGCCCGACUCCAGCUGGGCCAGGCUCGCCGACAGUCCAUCAUCAGACGUCAGGAGAAGGCCAUCAAGGAGCUGCAGGAACAGCUGGUGGACAAGGUGGCCGAGUCGGGACAGGUGUCUGACACGAAGACAGAGCGGAUCCUGCAGAACCACUACCGGGAGGUGGAGCUGAUCAAUGAGCAGCUGCAGAACAGCAGGGAGAGGCAGAUGAGAGCCCUGCAGGAGAAACUGGAGGUCAAACAGCUCAACAGGCAGAGGGCAAUUGAAGAGAAACUGGAUAAGGAAGAAAAAGAGCAGCUGAAGUAUGAACACAGAAGGGGGUCAUUGUCUGCGUCUGCUGUCCUGACAAAGAUGUUGAUGGACCGGCGUCACGAGGCGGCCAUGGAUGACCUGGAGAGAGAGAUGAAGCUGGAGCUGGCCAGACAGACGGACCAACUCAACCAGGAGCUGGAGGAACAGAUGAGGGGGGAGCUGGAGGACCGAGAGAAAGACCUGCUGUCCAAGUUGGCUGUGAUGGGAAACAUGUCCAAAAAGCAGCUAACUGAGGCAGUGGAGGAGGCUGUGGAGAAAGUGGGGGGAAAUGCAGAUGCCAAGAAACUGACCAAAGACUUGGCCAAGAGGAUGAAGCGACCAGGUACAGCUGGGGUCGGGGCAGAAAGGGACGAAGACGUGGAUGGUUACAGGCCUCGUCCCAAAACAGCUACAGGGGAUGGUUAUGACGAUGGCAUAAGGCCAGGCAAACUCCCUAAGAUCAAGAAGAAGAAACCCAAGAAAGCUUUCUCAGAUGACUAUGAUGAUGAAUAGGUUCAUGUAGUUCUUCGUUUGAAUGUACUGUUUCAUGUAAUACAUUUAUUCAAGGAAUCAACAAGUAUAAUAAACACCAGUAAUGUGUGUUCUUGUCUUGUGUCAAAUAAAUAAAAACCUUGUGUCAAUAAACCUCAAUGAAGACAAUGUUUUGAACAUGAUCAAAAUGAUUAACAAAGGUAAAGAAGUAGAA